Molecule: messenger RNA, 1155 nt
Organism: Glycine soja
Lineage: Eukaryota; Viridiplantae; Streptophyta; Magnoliopsida; Fabales; Fabaceae
Exons: 8
Source: RefSeq, a predicted model, not a curated record
AAUUUUGACUCGGUACAUUUAUUUCACAGGUUCUGCUUUAUAUGCAUUGACAACUGGGCUACCAUCACUAAUCUUUGCCCACUUUGCCAGAAUGAGUUUCAGUUAAUCACUUGUGUUCCAGUAUAUGAUACCAUUGGAAACAAUAAAGUUGAAGAUGAUUCAUUCUUCAGAGAUGAUGACUGGUCCAUUGAAGAGAAGAAUAGCACACUGUCAUUUCCCUCUUACUACAUUGAUGAAAAUGCAGUUAUUUGCUUGGAUGGUGAUGGCUGCAAGGUUCGCAAUGGGUUGGCUACUAUUGAAGGAGAUUCUGAUCUCGAUACAUCAAUAGCCUGUGAUUCAUGUGAUAUAUGGUAUCAUGCCUUCUGUGUGGGAUUUGAUACUGAAGGUACAUCAGACAGUACAUGGUUAUGCCCCAGAUGUGUUGUUGAUGAAGUUUCUAAAGGAACAUCCAAUUCAGUAGAGAGGACAACCGUGGAAUGUAAUGCAGAUGAUCAUAAUAGUAACAGUGAAUGCCAUGCUAAGGAUUCCUUUUCAGGAAAAGUGUCUGUGUCUGUUGCUGAUACAGGAGAGACAGUUGUUGUUGUUUCAAUGGUUAACCAAACAAUAUGGGUUCCAGCAACAAGUGAGAAAAUCCUAUUGCCUUUUGAAGUUGGUGGGUACCCAAUGACUGAAUCAUGUAUUUUAAUGUCUGACACAAAUGGUCAGCAAAGUGGGGAAGUGAAGACAGAGACAAAUACGUUACGAAUCAUGGAGGAAGAAGAACUGGAACUGUCUUUGUCAAACAACAUAUCCUGUAGCGUAACUUCUAAAUCCUUAGUGCAUAAUGAUUUAAAGAAAAGUGUCCGUGGAGCAAGGGAUGACCCAAGUGGCUUUGACGGAACCAAGUUAUUCGACGAGUCCCUUACCAAAACUAGUCCAUCCAAAAUUGAAUCCGAAAUGGGUCUUCAACUUGGUUUGUCAGUGGGCUCUUUCUUAUCUGUUGAUGGUGCAGACAAGAAUGAAACAAAAGAUCAAGCAACUGAUGUCCUGUGCUUGAGUUCAGAAGAAUGUUUUUUGAAAGGAGAUGAAAUUGAAGCAAAUGCUUGUAAGGACAAUGCCAAAGUGGCUGGUGGAAAGAGAAAGCAUGCUGAUUAUAGAUAAGAAAUUAUUUAAAUU